Molecule: messenger RNA, 2458 nt
Organism: Helobdella robusta
Lineage: Eukaryota; Metazoa; Annelida; Clitellata; Rhynchobdellida; Glossiphoniidae
Exons: 15
Coding region: 1-2451 (816 amino acids)
Source: RefSeq, a predicted model, not a curated record
AUGGUGUGUCUAUCGCGACCUCUAACAUGCCUGGCCCUUCUAACUUUAGAAGAUUUCAGAGGAGCGUUGUGGGUGUCACAUUUAAAAUUUAAUAAUAAUAAUAAUAACAAUAAUAAUAAUAAUAAAUUGAAAACUACUGGUGAAGAUGAUGAAGAAGAUGAUUACAACAAUGAUAAUCUUAAUGACGACGAUGACGAUGAUGAUAAUAAUCUCAAAAAUGCUGGUGAUCAGCAACCGAAGCAACGACAGCCGCAACAACAAUUGCAACAGCAGCAACGACAGCCACAACAGCAGCAACGACAGCCACAAGAACAACUGCCACAGCAGCAACAACAACAUCGUCCAAUUUAUCCGCGAAAUUUGACUAGCUUCUACGAGAUAUAUGUAACCAAAUCAAAUAUUGAAUUCAAAUUAGUAACAUCCGUAAGACAAACGAACGAAGCUAACCUGUGUUUAGACAGUCAGCUGACCAGGCAGACAAACGUCUGGGUGUCUGGCGACAUGAGGGGCUGGUCAUUUUGUCCAUUCAGUGGCGGGUUCGAUUACAGGCUGUUCCUAGAUGAUUCUAGCACUGAGCCUCUAUGUAGGAGGACAGAGCAGUUCUUGCGUCCACACAGACUAGAAAGCGAGUGCAUGUCUGGCGAUGGAGUUGUCCUCAACUUUCCAGACGGAAGAUGUAACUUUGUUGCCGAUAACGAUGUAUCUUCUAGCUUGGUGUGUUGGGGGCAUGUAACUGAAUCGCGGUUUACCUACGUAUUUCUUGGCCUGUACAAUAAAAAAUACCCUCAAUACACCCUUCGGAUUCCAGCCAACAUGGACACCAACAACGAGCUGGAAAUAAACUCCACCCUGUACUUCGAGAUCAUCGCCCCAGCGUCACCCUACUCAUCUUCUUCAUCGUCAUCGUCUUCUUCUUCUUUUUCAUCUUCUUCAUCAUUUCCACCUCCAUCGUCUUCGUCAUUUCCAUCUCCAUCUUUUUCAUCUUUUUCGUCAUCGUCGUCGUCAUCAUCAUCUGGUGGAAUGAAUGUCAAAAAGCCAGAUAGGGAUCGCAACUCUGACGUCAAUGAUAAUAAUUUGUAUCGAAAAGUUCCUGUUUAUUAUAAUUAUAAAAAUAUAAAUAAUAAUUAUGACAUUAAUAAUUAUGGUGAUAAUAAUAAUGAUAAUAAAAAGAAUUAUGACGGUGAGAUUAGAAGUGUUGUACUUCGCUUACGAAGAACCGGACCAGGCGUAUGUUACGACGAGACGGAGAAUUGUGGGGCGGUGGCAGCCGAGGGCAAAUGGCUAUUAAUAGAAUCAGAUCGCAUGGAAGAGGUCAAAGUUGAAAAUGAGACAAUCCAUUUCAGUAGGGGGGGUACAGCAUACAUCUGCAAGAGCAAGCAUUGGAAGAAGGAGAAUUAUAAAAUGCUCUCUAUAUUUUCAAAUGGAUGUCGGCCCAGAUACACGUGUCUACAUUUUAGAAAAGAGAAACCAGUUCUAUACUUUCAGAUGUCUAAGAGCAGUCUGACUGAUUCCUCCUUCGAUAUUUGCAAGUUUCAAAAAGACAGGGAACCUCUUGGCGACGCCAUCAGAAGCGACGAGAUGAAGAUGCUGUUACCUCACGAGCGAUUCCAAUACAUGCAGUGCGGACUCGGCGGAAGUAUCAGUGUUGACGUCAUCAACCACAACAAUAAUAACAACAACAACAACAACAACAACAUGGUAGCUAGCUGUGGUGGGGUUUUCAACGAUUGGAAUGAAACUUCGUGCUCUGCCAGUAACAUCUUAACCGUGAGACUGGCACCAAACUGCCACAAUAUUAUCAACAAUAAUUAUCUAGAUUUCCAGUGCGUCGGUCACGAGAUGGUCAAUGACGUCACAAUGGUCUUAAUCACCAAGUUCAAGGACAAAUUUACUUGCUGGAUAAUAUCCACUUACCCCGAACAAAUGAACUAUUACCCUUGGCGAACGCUCAGCGUCCUUAAUAGAGGACAAUGUGGCUUCGUAAGCAACUUCAACGACGACAAGAUUAAUAACGCUUCUGUUAUGACCUUCGAAAGUUUAUCAAAUAACUUGCCAGACAGGAGCUGCAUCCAAACAACAACAUCGUCAUCGUCGUCGUCGUCUACGAACGCAACUAUAUUACUAUCCCUAAACAACAGCGCCGGUAAGAAAUCAACAAAGCGAACGAAAACAAAUAAAAAUAAUAAAAAAACCGCUAAAAAUAAAAACAACAACAAUAAUAAUAAUAAUAACAACAACAACAACAAUAAUAAUAACAAUAAUAAUAAUACGACAUCAUUAUCAUCACUUGUUAUCGGUUCCCAAAAUGUCCCGAACUUCAAGACAUCAGAUAGGGCCAGUAGCUACAACAACAUUUACAAUCACAACAUUCACCCGCCAUCAUCAUCAUCAUCUUUUUUGUCAUUAUCAUUUUUAUUAUUAUUAUUAUUAUUAUUAUUAUUAUUAUUAUGAUUAUUAU